AUGCAGCUGAACACUAAUGUGACUGAGUUCAUUCUGCUUGGGUUGACACAGGUCCCCGUUAGGAAACUGAUAGUGUUUAUGACUUUCUUAUUUUUCUACUUGGCAAUGCUGCUGGGUAACCUGAUGAUUAUCACCACCAUCAAGACCAGUUGGGCACUUGGGAGUCCGAUGUACGUCUUCCUUUUCCACUUAUCCUUAUCUGGCACCUGCCUCUCUACUUCUGUAGCCCCUAGAAUUAUUGUGGAUGCACUCUUGAAGAAGAACAUAAUUUUUUUCAGUGAGUGCCUAAUCCAAGUCUUCUCCUUGCAUUUGUUUGGCUGCCUGGAGAUCUUCAUCCUGAUCCUCAUGGCCGUGGACCGCUACGUGGCCAUCUGCAAGCCCCUGCACUACACGACCAUCAUGAGCCCCAGGGUCUGUGCAGUGUUGGUGGCCGUGGCCUGGGUGGGGUCCUGUGUGCAUUCCUUAGCUCAGAUUUUCCUGGCCUUGAGCCUGCCUUACUGUGGUCCCAAUGUGAUCGAUCACUAUUUCUGUGACCUGGAGCCCCUGCUGGGACUCGCCUGUGCAGGCACCUACGUGGUCAACCUGCUGCUGGUGUCCAAUAGUGGGGCCAUCUGUACAGUGAGCUUUGUCUUGCUGAUGUUCAACUAUGUUGUCAUCCUGCAUUCUCUCAGAAACCACAGUGCUGAAGGGAGGAGAAAAGCCCUCUCCACCUGCAUCUCCCACAUAUCUGUGGUUGUCUUGUUCUUUGUACCUUGCAUAUUCAUCUACACACGCCCUGCCACCACCUUCCCCAUGGAUAAGAUGAUAGCUGUGUUUUACACAGUUGGGACAGCUCUGCUCAACCCUCUAAUUUACACACUGAGGAUUGCAGAAGUGAAAAACGCCAUGAGGAAAUUGUGGAGCAAGAAACUGAUCUCCGAUUUAAGAUGA
Molecule: messenger RNA, 930 nt
Organism: Fukomys damarensis (Damara mole-rat)
Lineage: Eukaryota; Metazoa; Chordata; Mammalia; Rodentia; Bathyergidae
Product: olfactory receptor 4C16
Exons: 1
Coding region: 1-930 (309 amino acids)
Biological process (GO): G protein-coupled receptor signaling pathway
Cellular component (GO): membrane
Molecular function (GO): olfactory receptor activity; G protein-coupled receptor activity
Source: RefSeq, a predicted model, not a curated record